UGAGACGAACAGAAAUCGUAAGUGGACUGUGUUCGGUUGAAAGAAGAUGGCUGGUGAUUCUUCAGAUAAGAAAGAGGUUGAUGCCUCAGGGGGCAAAGAACGAGAACGAAAACGUAGUCGCUCUAGAUCCCGGGACAGAGAUCGCAAAAGUUCUCCCGGGAAAGAGCGCAAGCGUCACCGCUCCCGUGAAAGGAAACGGUCCCGCAGCCGCUCCAAAUCCACAGAGAGAGAUCGACGGCAGAAAGACAAGGAGAGAGACAGAGACAGGGACAGGAGUCGUAAGGACCGGGAGAGAGACAAGGAUGGCCACAGGCGGGAUAAAGAUCGGAGCAAGAAAUCCAGAAGCGUCUCCCCUAAAUCCAAGGAUUUAAAGAUAAAGAGGGAAAAGGACAUUAAAAGAGAGGAGGAUGAAGAGGAGGAUAAAAAGAAAAAAGAGAAGGUGCAGCCACUGUCUCUGGAGGAGCUGUUGGCCAAGAAGAAAGCUGAGGAAGAGGCAGAAGCCAAGCCCAAGUUUCUGUCUAAAGCUGAACGUGAAGCCGAAGCUUUAAAACGGCGGGAACAGGAAACAGAGGAACGUCGGAGGCUUGUAGAGGAAGAGAGGAAGAAGAGGAGACAGUUUCAGGAAAUUGGGAGGAAGAUGCUAGAGGAUCCCCAAGAGAGAGAGCGUCGUGAACGGAGGGAACGAAUGGAGAGGGAGAACAAUGGAAACGAGGAAGAUGACGGACGACAGAAAAUUAGAGAGGAAAAGGACAAAGGAAAAGAGCUUCAGGCCAUUAAGGAACGUUACCUGGGUGGAAUGAAGAAACGACGUCGCACACGGCACCUGAAUGACAGGAAGUUUGUAUUUGAGUGGGAUGCUUCUGAAGACACCUCAACUGACUAUAAUCCACUGUAUAAAGAGAAGCACCAAGUACAGCUGUAUGGUCGAGGCUUCAUCGCUGGCAUUGAUCUCAAACAGCAAAAAAGAGACCAGUCCCGUUUCUACGGCGACCUCAUGGAGAGGAGACGUACACUUGAGGAGAAAGAACAGGAGGAGCAGAGGCUGAAGAGGGUACGUAAGAAGGAGGCCAAACAACGCUGGGACGACAGACACUGGUCUCAGAAGAAACUGGACGAGAUGACUGACAGAGACUGGAGAAUCUUCCGUGAGGACUACAGCAUCACUACCAAAGGAGGCAAGAUCCCCAACCCCAUCCGCAACUGGAAGGAGUACCCCCUGCCCGCCCACAUCCUGGAGGUCAUCGACAAGUGCGGCUAUAAGGAUCCGACACCCAUCCAGAGACAGGCCAUUCCCAUUGGCUUACAGAACAGAGACAUCAUCGGUGUGGCUGAGACCGGUAGCGGUAAAACCGCUGCUUUCCUUAUCCCCCUAUUGGUCUGGAUCACUACCCUACCCAAGAUUGACAGGAUAGAGGACUCAGACCAGGGGCCGUAUGCGGUCAUUCUGGCCCCUACCCGUGAGUUGGCCCAGCAGAUCGAGGAGGAAACCAUCAAGUUCGGAAAGCCGCUGGGGAUCCGGACAGUGGCCGUGAUUGGAGGAAUAUCCAGAGAGGACCAGGGAUUCAGGCUCAGGAUGGGCUGUGAGAUUGUGAUUGCCACUCCUGGGCGUCUCAUUGACGUGCUAGAGAACCGUUACCUGGUUCUGAGCAGGUGUACAUAUGUGGUACUGGAUGAGGCUGAUAGGAUGAUUGACAUGGGUUUCGAGCCCGAUGUCCAGAAGAUUCUGGAAUACAUCCCAGUGACCAAUCAGAAACCAGACACAGACGAGGCAGAGGAUCCUGAGAAGAUGAUGAUGAACUUUGAGUCUGGAAAACAUAAAUACAGACAGACGGUCAUGUUCACAGCCACUAUGCCUCCUGCUGUGGAACGCUUGGCCCGAAGUUAUCUACGUCGCCCUGCUGUGGUCUACAUUGGCUCUGCAGGCAAACCUCACGAGAGAGUGGAACAGAAGGUCUUACUUAUGUCCGAAAGCGAGAAGAGAAAGAAGCUGUUGGAAGUUCUGUCACGUGGAUUCGAGCCCCCCAUUAUCAUCUUCGUCAACCAGAAGAAGGGGUGCGAUGUACUGGCCAAGUCUCUGGAGAAGAUGGGGUACAACGCCUGUACCCUGCACGGAGGCAAAGGGCAGGAACAGAGAGAGUUUGCCCUCUCCAAUCUCAAGGCUGGUGCCAAGGACAUCCUAGUGGCCACAGAUGUGGCUGGCAGAGGUAUCGACAUCCAGGAUGUCUCCAUGGUGAUCAACUACGACAUGGCCAAGAACAUCGAAGACUACAUCCAUCGUAUUGGAAGAACUGGUCGUGCUGGAAAGAGCGGUGUGGCGAUGACCUUCCUGACCAAAGAGGACUCAUCUGUCUUCUACGACCUCAAACAGGCCAUCCUAGAGAGCCCUGUCUCCACGUGCCCGCCAGAGCUGGCCAAUCACCCAGAUGCCCAGCACAAACCUGGUACCAUCCUCACCAAGAAGAGGAGAGAGGAGACCAUCUUUGCUUGAGGCACCAAACAACCAGAAUCCUGUCCGCUCUAAUAAUGCUCCUCUGUCCAUUGUGUGGUUUUGUUGUUUUGCUGGGUCUUUUGUUUUUAGUACUCCUCCCUCUUUCACUCCUCACAUCCCUUCAUCCUUUCCUUAUUGUUUCUCCUCUGCCCCUCCCCUCACUCUUUACCUCAGUCCUAUACUGAGUGACUGUGUCCCCCCCAUAGCUGUUUCCAUAUUUCUGUCAGACCCAACUCUAUUUGGGAUCAAAGGCAACAUACAACAUUUCCUAGACAUCUCCUGUGUACAGCAGACAUAAAAUUGUAGAAUGGUGUUUUUUUUUGUAUUGAAUCUUUGACAUUUAUUUGAAUUUUAAACAGUGCAAAGCAGAGUCAUUGCAGGCUUAUCUUGACCAGAAUAUUCUGGAACAUCUUGCAUCGUUUUUUUUUUUUCCAGUCAACUGGUAAUGGUCCUAUGUAGUUCUAUUCAUUAUGUUGGAAAUGAUUUCUUUGAAUUUGUAUUAAAGCACCUUUUGACUGAGA
This is a messenger RNA of Chanos chanos (milkfish), 3009 nucleotides long. RefSeq names its product DEAD (Asp-Glu-Ala-Asp) box polypeptide 23 (gene ddx23). The transcript is spliced from 17 exons. The record is from RefSeq and is a predicted model, not a curated record. Lineage: Eukaryota; Metazoa; Chordata; Actinopteri; Gonorynchiformes; Chanidae. Gene Ontology annotation, molecular function: nucleic acid binding; ATP binding; RNA helicase activity. The coding region runs from base 47 to 2488 and encodes 813 amino acids.